GUGUUGUGGUGGCUGUGGUAGACCCGCUGAGCGUUGGCCCCAAGCUCUUCAAGGAAGCUUCCAAGCAGUCUGUGUGGCUGAUGUUCAAUGAGAAAUCGGUUCGUGAAAGGAAGCAGAUCGUCAGAGCGGGCGCCUACACCCAGCAGAUGCUGUGCAACCUCUACAGUGAGAAGCCAUUGAGUUUGACCAUGCCCGAGGUUGAGCGCAAGAUCUAUCCCGGCUUUAGCCACGGCGACGUCAUCGGGUACAUUUCUUGCUUGGGCCAUUCGAAGCUUUGGCGAGUUCCCAGGAAGGACAAGCUCGACAUCCUUGGCAGCCGGCACGUGUUCAUUCCGGCCAACGCAAGCCAGCAAGGCGACGGCCAGCCGGCAGAGGAUGCGGCAGGAGCUGGAGAGCUUGAGAGCGUGUUCAGUUGCUCCAUGCUGCCGGUCGAGUACUACAUGGAGAUGGUCCAUUCCCUGAGCUGCAUCGGCAUUGUCGACGCAUCUCCAGCACAAGGACUGCAAACCGUGUUACUUAAGUCAUUGGUUUUUUUUAAUUCAUCGGAAAAUCUUGCAGGAGAGCUCCUGAAAGCAGCGAUGUCUUCUCGCACUCCUUGUCUUGCAAUUUGCGGGACGGAUGGACAUUGCAAGAAGCUUGAGAUCAUGUUGACGGAAUACAUCUACGAAGAGCAGCAGCGGGAUGGAUCCACCUACUACAUCCCUGAAUGA
This is a messenger RNA of Cladocopium goreaui, 710 nucleotides long. Lineage: Eukaryota; Dinophyceae; Suessiales; Symbiodiniaceae. The record is from the annotation of a GenBank genome assembly.